Molecule: messenger RNA, 1899 nt
Organism: Aureobasidium namibiae CBS 147.97
Lineage: Eukaryota; Fungi; Ascomycota; Dothideomycetes; Dothideales; Saccotheciaceae
Product: beta-glucosidase
Exons: 2
Coding region: 1-1899 (632 amino acids)
Biological process (GO): carbohydrate metabolic process
Molecular function (GO): beta-glucosidase activity
Source: RefSeq, a predicted model, not a curated record
AUGAUCAACUUGACAAUCCUGUGCUUCGCACUGUUGUGUGCUCUUGCAGCAGCAUUUCCUAAGCAGAGUGUCAACACUCCAUGCAGCACUAACACACUCACAAGCAGUGCCAGUACCAGUGCAAAGACUGCAUUGCCCUGGACUAUCACUGCGGCAUCGGCUUCUACUUGCGCUUCGACGAGCUUCACAGCUCGCUACGGUUCUUUCAGCUACACCCAAGUCAGCACAAAUCGCUAUGCUACUCCCAUCUUGACUCCCGUCACGUUCGCUAGUGCAUUUGCUCCUGCUUAUUCCAAGGCAAAAUCCUUGUUGCCUUCGAAUGUCACAUACACAACCUACUCCCUAAACCCCAAAGCUACCACCAGCAAGGAUGGCAUGUACGGCCAAUCUGCUUACGCUUCUCUGUGGUCUGGAUACACUUACAACCAUACUGUGCCAUUUACCACGACUGUCUCGCCUACUCCUGUUCCUACGAGUGAGCUUGUCUAUCCUCCAGCUUUGUACUCUGCAUGCCCCGAUGCAGACGCAUGUCUCGACUGCUACAAGUUCGACAAGAACUUCAUCUGGGGUGUUGCGGGAAGUGCAUGGCAGAUUGAAGGUGCCCUCCAACAGGAAGGCAGGGGGCCUGGUAACCUUGACGGACUCGGAAACCAGGGCCCUGGCGGUAUGGCUAGCGGCAAUGACUCUGUGGAAGCCGAUAUGAACUACUACCUCUACAAGCAAGACAUUGCCAGGCUGGCUGCCAUCGGAGUACCGUACUACUCCUUCUCAAUUUCUUGGUCGAGAAUUGUGCCAUUUGGUGUUGCAAACAGUCCGGUCAACACCCAGGGCCUUGAUCACUACGACGAUCUGAUCAAGACUUGUCUGCAGUACGGCAUCAAGCCUAUCGUCACUCUGGUUCACGUGGAUGCACCGACAUCAAUCAGUCUCGACACAGACUUCACUGCAGACUACCUGUACUACGCCAAGCAGGUCAUGGCUCGCUAUGCUGAGCAUGUUCCUUACUGGGUCACGUUCAACGAACCCAACAUUGGAAUGCCAUAUUCCUUCCACACAUACAAUGGACUGACCAACAUCCUCAUGGCACACUCUGCUGUGUACAGGUGGUACAAGGAAACUCUCGGUGGCACUGGCAAGGUCACGAUCAAGUUUGCGAACAACCUUGCUGUCCCACGCGAUUUGAACAAGACUUCAGACUUGCAAGCGGCAUCGCGCUACCAAGACUUCAUCCUCGGUAUCAUGGCCAACCCUCUUUUCCUUGGAAAGCAAUACCCAUCAGAGGUUUUGGCCACACCGAAUUUGAACUUGACCGCGCUCACGGCACAGCAAAUCUCGUACAUCAACGGCACGAUUGACUUUUGGGCCCUUGACCCAUAUGUUUCGCAGUUUGCCUCGACGCCGGCAAAUGGACUUGAUAGCUGUAUCAACAACAGCAGUGACCCUCUCUGGCCUCAAUGCGCUGAACUGGGCGAGAUUCAGCAGAACGGAUGGCAAGUCGGGCAAAAGUCUAACGAUUAUGCCUACAUUGCACCUCAAUACGUCCGCCAGCAAUUGGGUUAUGUGUGGAACACAUUCAAACCUUCUGGCAUUCUGAUCUCUGAAUUUGGUUUCAACCCUUUCAUGGAGUCCAAGGAGACACUUGUCCAGCAGCGGUACGAUCUGCAAAGAACUUUGUACUAUCAGGAGUAUCUGAGGGAGGUGUUGAAGUCGAUGCAUCUGGAUGGAGUCAAUGUGAUCGGAGCAUUGGCGUGGAGCUUUGUCGACAACAACGAGUUUGGAUCCUUUGAGAACCAGUAUGGUCUCCAGACUGUCAACAGAACCAGUGGAAAGUUUGAGAGACACUACAAGAGAAGUUUCUUCGACUUUGUCGACUUCUUCCACAAGUUUGUCGCAGCAUAG